This is a messenger RNA of Pelodiscus sinensis (Chinese soft-shelled turtle), 1332 nucleotides long. NCBI's taxonomy places the organism in Eukaryota, Metazoa, Chordata, Testudines, Trionychidae. The record is from RefSeq and is a predicted model, not a curated record.
GACAGGCUAGAGAUAUUGGCGAGAUCGCAGCACUGAAGAGAGGAGACAGAACAGCACAGAGGGUUGCCUUGGCAGCUGACCAUGGCGGUGAAGCAGCAAGCCCCUUACCUGCACUUGGCUGAGCUCACAGCAUCCCAGUUCCUGGACAUCUGGAAACAUUACGAUUCUGAUGGAAAUGGCUACAUUGAAGGCAAGGAGCUAGAAAACUUCUUCCAAGAGCUGGAAAGUGCUAGGAGGGGUGCUGGAGUGGACUCUAAGAAUGGCAGUUUCGCAGAGAAGAUGAAGGAGUUCAUGCAGAAGUAUGACAAGAAUGCUGAUGGCAAAAUUGAAAUGGCAGAGCUGGCUCAAAUCCUGCCUACAGAGGAGAACUUCCUCUUGUGUUUCAGACAGCAUGUUGGAUCCAGCUCCGAAUUCAUGGAGGCCUGGCGGAAAUAUGACACUGAUCGCAGUGGGUAUAUAGAAGCCAAUGAACUCAAGGGGUUCCUUUCAGACCUCUUAAAGAAAGCGAACAGGCCCUAUGAUGAGCCCAAGCUGCAAGAAUAUACACAGACCAUCCUGCGGAUGUUUGAUCUGAAUGGGGACGGGAAGCUGGGCCUGUCGGAGAUGUCCCGACUCUUGCCUGUGCAGGAGAACUUCCUACUUAAAUUUCAGGGAAUGAAACUAGCCACUGAUGAAUUCAAUGCUAUUUUUGCAUUUUAUGACAAGGAUGGUAAUGGCUUCAUUGAUGAGAAUGAGCUGGAUGCACUUUUGAAAGACCUAUAUGAGAAGAACAAGAAGGAAAUGAACAUCCAGCACCUCACCAACUACAGAAAAAGCAUCAUGAACCUCUCUGAUGGGGGGAAGCUAUACCGCAAGGAACUGGAAAUUGUACUCUGCAAUGAGCCCCCCAUGUAAAGAGGCACCACAACUUCCUCCAAGACCUUCCCCACCCUGCUGCCUUCCACAAAGAUGACUAGAGAGGAGACGUGUGAGUGGAUGAGGAGGGAGAGCACCUGGAUGGGUCCCGGACUAGUCAACUCCAGUCCCCCACAGAUAGACGUGCUGAUCUGCUUGUAACCUAGGUCACGGAGUCUUUGCCCACAGUAGGGAGAGGGGCAGUGAUGCAUGAUCUUAUCCCCCCAGUGGCUCUGUGAUUUAGGCUAAGUGUUCCAUAGGGUAAUAGUCCAGUUCCCUACCUGGGUACAGCCUUUGUCUCGAGUUGGCAUAGUUUGUUUCCUGUACAUUCCUGAAUCUGGAGUGAAUAACUUUCUUGCCUUUUUGUUUGUUUUUUGUUCUUUUCAAGUUAUGUCUUACUGUUUACCAAAGAACAGUUUACAAAUAAACGUAAGUACU